AUGACAAAUCCAGAAAAAGUUAAAAAUGAAAAUAAUAAGCAAAGACACAUGACACUAGGUCCAAAUCUCAAAAACAGGGAGAAUAAGAGCUUAGGCCACAACAUUAGUCAAGAAAGCAUGGAAAUACAAAAUAACCAUAUGCAAGAAGUCUUAACGGAUACAACAAACCUAAAUAUAGACUGGGUAGAAGACUCAGAGGCUGCAUACAUAAAAGAGGGAACACCUAUUCAAAGAAAUAAAACACAGUAUGAAGCUCUAGUUUCAAACGAUAGAUCAGAAAAUUCUAUAGCAAAAGACAACCCAUAUAGAGAGCCAAAUGUGGUAGAAGAAGAUCAAAUCAAAAAUAAAGAAAUUGAGAAGAAAACAACAGAACAGACACUAUCAAAAUCAGUGGAAUCAAUCGAGAAAAUUUCAGAUAAAAAUCAUACACAGAAUAAACAAAGUCAAGCAGCAAUACAGGAGUUAACUGAAACUCUACCAGAUAGCACAAUAGUCGAUCAGGAAAUAAGUAAUCUACCAGAAGAAGAGUUUAUACUAGUAACUCGCAAAAAAAGAGGUGCAAAAUCAGCACUGGCAGCAGAAAUCCGGAGUGACAAACAUACUCUAUAUAAAAAAGAAAUAAAUACUGGAGGUCGUUAUACCUCAAAGCAUAGUGGCAAAGUUAUAGCUAACCUCACAAUUCUCUCUCAUGAGCAAAAGUAA
Messenger RNA from Dentiscutata erythropus, 702 nucleotides. The record is from the annotation of a GenBank genome assembly. NCBI's taxonomy places the organism in Eukaryota, Fungi, Glomeromycota, Glomeromycetes, Diversisporales, Gigasporaceae.